Messenger RNA from Paramecium sonneborni, 129 nucleotides. The record is from the annotation of a GenBank genome assembly. Lineage: Eukaryota; Ciliophora; Oligohymenophorea; Peniculida; Parameciidae.
AUGUUGAAACUCAAUGUAUUCGUAAUAUAAAAUGUUAUUGUUAAAUUUGUAUUUUAUUAUAAAAUUACCUAGAAAAUUAGAAUGUAAACAGACAGAUUUGUAAGCUACAUUAGUAUUGAGAGAGAAUGA